This is a messenger RNA of Gossypium arboreum, 3038 nucleotides long. Its product is annotated as pentatricopeptide repeat-containing protein At2g32630. The record is from RefSeq and is a predicted model, not a curated record. The coding region runs from base 75 to 1916 and encodes 613 amino acids. The transcript is spliced from 2 exons. NCBI's taxonomy places the organism in Eukaryota, Viridiplantae, Streptophyta, Magnoliopsida, Malvales, Malvaceae. Gene Ontology annotation, molecular function: protein binding.
UUGGCGACUAAAAACCACCCAGGAAUGAGGCUUAAAAGCAAGCUUGCUGUUAAAUCGGAGUAACUAUAGCAGCAAUGUCAACUAAGAACCUCGUAAAAAUAUUCGAAAAAUCCCUUCCCAGAUGCCCCAGUUCACCAGCAAAUAAAAAAACUGCAGAAGAAAUUGCUGAAGUCCUCGUAAAAUCAGGCCUUAAACCCUUCAAAACCAAUCCGUCUUUGAUCUCUGGUCUCAACUCAAACACAACCGACCUCGUUCUUUCAAACCCAAAUCUCCCUAUUCAUUCCUGUACCCUCUUCUUCAACUUUUUAAGAACGAAUCUUUCUCUUACUCCCCAAAAACCCAAUCUUCAAGCCCAUUUAUCUUUCAUUCGCAGAUUGCACAAAGCUGGAAAUUUCGAAGAAAUUAAACAAGUAUUGAAGUUUAUUCUCUCCGAUGAUAAUCUUAGAUACCCAGUUGAGGAAAUUCUUUCUCUCUUUGAUUUUGAGUUUAAUAACUCAUAUUUCCUUAACAAGUUGUCCGACUUGCUUUUUAGAGUUUGUGUAGAUAACAAAAGGUUUGAAGAGGCAAAUCUGGUUUUUGAUUAUAUGAAGAAAAUGGGUUUUAAUAUUGAUGAAAGGUCUUGUAUUUUGUAUUUGGUUGCAUUGAAGAAGAGUGAUAAAGGAGAUUCGUUUUUUGUGUUUUUUAGAAGAAUGGUUGAAUCUGGCGUAGAAAUUGGUGCUUAUUCUAUGACAAUUGUGAUUGAUGGGUUAUGUAGAAGAGGGGAAGUUGAGAAAGGUAGAGAAUUGAUGAAUGAAAUGGCUAGUAAAGGGGUUAAAGCUAAUGUUGUUACUUAUAAUACAAUUUUAAACGCUUAUGUUAAAAGGAAGGAUUUGGGGGUUGUUUCUGAGGUUUUGAUGUUGAUGGAGAGGGAGGAAGUGGAGUAUAAUGCUGCUACUUAUACUGUUUUGAUUGAGCAUUUUGGAAAUAUUGGCAAGCAUGACGAAGUUGAGAAGCUGUUUGAUGAAAUGCGUGAGAGAAAGGUGGAAAUGGAUGUUCAUCUUUAUACUUCGAUGAUACACUGGCAUUGUAGAAGAGGGAAUAUUAAGAAAGCUGUUUCUUUGUUUGAUGAGUUGACUGUGAAAGGCCUUGUUCCGAAUGCACGUGUUUAUGGGGCCCUCAUUGACGGUCUCUGCAAGACUGGGCAGAUGGAGGCAGCUCAGCUAUUGCUAAAAGAUAUGCAAAGUCAAAAAAUUGUUGUAAAUCAGGUGAUAAUUAAUACACUCCUGCAUGGGUAUUGCAGGAAGGGGAUGAUGGAUGAUGCUUUGAGGUUAGUGGCUGUUAUGGAGAAGAAAGGCUUUAAGCCUGAUGUAUUUACUUACAACAUUAUGGCUAGCGGGAUGAGUAGAUUGAAACGAUAUGAGGAAGCAAAGAGAUGGUUGUUCAUGAUGGUAGAAAACCAAUUGACGCCUAAUGCUAUCAACUUCACUACUUUGAUUGAUAUUCACUGCAAAGAAGGAAACAUUGUUGAGGCAAAGCGGCUGUUUCGACAAUUGCAGGGAAAGGGGGAGAGUCCUAAUACUGUUACAUAUAAUGCUCUCAUCGAUGGAUAUGGCAAGAAAGGGGAAAUGAAAGACGCAUAUAAGCUAAGGGAUGAGAUGGAAGCCAAAGGAAGAAUUCCUGAUGUAUACACAUACACAUCACUUGUGCAUGGUGAAUGUAGUUUUGGGAAUAUAGAUGAAGCAAUGAAACUAUUUAAUAAAAUGCGUCAAAAGGGUCUAGUUCCAAAUGUAGUCACCUAUACGGCUAUAAUUUCUGGGUUGUCUAAGAAAGGGAGAUCAGAUGACGCUUUUAGACUUUACAAUGAAAUGAUCAGUUUGGGCCAUGUGCCUGAUCAAAGAGUUUAUAGCUCACUUGUCGGUAGCCUUCAUACAACCUAGGGCCAAUAGUUGGAUGGUCUUUUACCUUGCUUUCCCUUUUUUGUGGUAUUUAGUUUAGACUUCGUGAUAUGCAGCUUGAUGCUAACAAAACCUCAACCUAUCUUCAGGAUGAUGCAUAUAUCAUCAGUUUAUGCUAUAGGACUUUAACCAAAGAACAUUCUUGUUGGUGAAAUGCCUGUGAAAGAAAACGUGGCUGAACUUGGGCUCCUUCAAAACAAUGCAAUGUCUGAUUUUGAUGUUAAAUGCUUGUUCAGAGGGUGGCUUGUGUUGUGAGUGUUCGUUUUUGCUGCUGGCUUCAUUGAGAUGUUUGUUUAUUGCAUCAAUCUACGGUUGGUACUGCAUCUGGGAAGGUUAGACAUGUUAAUGGUGGGCAAUCGAAUUAUAUGGAUCCUAAAUCCAUGCAGGCAUGUUUCUAUCUGUGAAAUCUGCUCCAGAAGAGUAUUUGCAUACUGAGAGAAGUUAGUUCAGUGGAUGUGGAGGAUCCGAGGGAAACAGGAACUACAAAUUUUACUAUGGAUCUCUCAAGGAUAGAAGAUCCUGCUAUCUUCCUCAAAAACUGCAGUGGAGACCUUGUUUAUGAUAUGUUUGUACUGCCACCUGUUAUGAUGGCCAAGCUCUGCUGACUGCAGAUCCAUUAUAGAAGAAGCUGCUAAGCUUGUUGAGGCUGGUAUGCAGACUUGGUGAAUAGGUUCUAUAUAUCAGUUUCAGGAAAUGUUUAAGCUUUCAAAAGGCAUGCUUAUGAACUUGCUAUAAUUUGAUUUGUUGCUAAAAAUGACAUUGUUAAACUCUCUCCAUAGGUCUUUUGAAAUAUUGCCCUGGAAAUUUUAGUGUACAUACAUGCAUUUCAACCAGAAGUCCUUUUCUAUGCUUCCAGCCACUUACAUGUUCUCAGGUCAGUCUUCAGAAUGGCUAAUGUUCAAUUGUAGGAAACGCUUUACUCCAGGACUAUACUGUGGCCCAAGGAAAGGUUUUUCUUUUUUCUGUUAUUUUAUUGGCCCAAUUUGAUUUAUAUUGUUUUAGUUGGACCAAAGAAGUCUAGCAACGCAUGCAGUUCUAACAUUGGAUGUGUAUCUAUCUUAGAGGUAUCAUCAAAUAUUAUUAUAGUUACCUGAUUCGGAUAAA